This is a messenger RNA of Apodemus sylvaticus (European woodmouse), 1876 nucleotides long. RefSeq names its product phosphate cytidylyltransferase 2, ethanolamine (gene Pcyt2). Gene Ontology annotation, cellular component: cytoplasm. Gene Ontology annotation, biological process: phosphatidylethanolamine biosynthetic process. The record is from RefSeq and is a predicted model, not a curated record. The transcript is spliced from 14 exons. NCBI's taxonomy places the organism in Eukaryota, Metazoa, Chordata, Mammalia, Rodentia, Muridae. Gene Ontology annotation, molecular function: ethanolamine-phosphate cytidylyltransferase activity. The coding region runs from base 72 to 1286 and encodes 404 amino acids.
GCGUCGAGGGCGGGGCGGCGGCACUGUGUGUCGCGGGAGCUGCCAGGGCCUGCGGGGGGACCUCCGGUGCCAUGAUCCGGAACGGGCACGGGGCCGCCGGCGCCGCUGGGCUGAGGGCUCCGGGGGCACAGCACACCGUGCGGGUGUGGUGCGACGGCUGCUAUGACAUGGUACAUUAUGGUCACUCCAACCAGCUACGCCAGGCGCGGGCCAUGGGGGACUACCUCAUCGUGGGCGUACACACUGACGAGGAGAUUGCGAAGCACAAGGGGCCCCCGGUGUUCACCCAGGAGGAGAGGUACAAGAUGGUGCAGGCCAUCAAGUGGGUGGACGAGGUGGUGCCCGCCGCCCCCUACGUCACCACACUGGAGACACUGGACAAGCACAACUGUGACUUCUGUGUUCACGGCAAUGACAUCACGCUGACAGUAGAUGGCCGAGACACCUAUGAAGAGGUGAAGCAAGCUGGGAGGUACAGAGAGUGCAAACGCACCCAGGGCGUGUCCACCACAGACCUCGUGGGUCGCAUGCUGCUGGUGACCAAGGCCCACCAUAGUAGCCAGGAGAUGUCCUCUGAGUACCGGGAAUAUGCUGACAGCUUUGGCAAGCCCCCUCACCCGACACCUGCCGGGGACACACUUUCCUCAGAAGUCUCCUCCCAGUGCCCUGGUGGGCAGAGCCCCUGGACAGGGGUGUCCCAGUUUCUACAGACAUCCCAGAAGAUCAUCCAGUUUGCUUCUGGGAAGGAGCCCCAGCCCGGGGAGACGGUCAUCUAUGUGGCUGGCGCCUUUGACCUGUUCCACAUCGGGCACGUGGACUUCCUGCAAGAGGUGCACAAGCUAGCCAAGAGGCCCUACGUCAUCGCCGGCCUACACUUUGACCAGGAAGUAAACCGGUACAAGGGCAAGAACUACCCCAUCAUGAACCUGCACGAGCGGACUCUCAGCGUGCUGGCCUGCCGGUAUGUUUCAGAAGUGGUAAUUGGGGCGCCAUACUCCGUCACAGCAGAGCUCCUGAAUCACUUCAAGGUGGACCUGGUGUGUCAUGGGAAGACAGAAAUUGUACCCGACAGGGAUGGGUCUGACCCCUACCAGGAGCCCAAGAGAAGAGGCAUCUUCUGUCAGAUUGACAGUGGCAGUGACCUCACUACAGACCUGAUUGUGCAAAGGAUCAUCAAGAACAGGUUGGAGUAUGAAGCACGGAAUCAGAAGAAGGAAGCCAAGGAAUUGGCCUUUCUGGAGGCCAUGAAGCAGCAGGAGGCCUGGCCUGGAGGGGAGACUGCCUAGCUUCUGACACAGACGGACGUCAUCCACGCACGCCCAUGCCCUGCACCCACCUCCUCCCUUCCUGCCCUGCCCUGCUUCUGUGUCUUGGUGUCAGCUCACACAAUUGCAAAGGAAACUGGCCUUGCUGAGGGUGCUGGUCCUCCCUGCCUGUGAGGCGCCGCCUUGCCACAGGCUCAGUUCUUUCCACUGAGCUGCUCAGAGAGGGUAGCUAGCCCAGUGAGGCAGCCCGUGGACAGGAUAAGCAGACACGCCUAUGACUGGAGGGGUGUGGCUGUGUACCCUUGGCAUCCAUGGGUUCCAACUGCCACUGGCCCAGACUUGGCUGGGGAGACCCCCCCUGCCUGACUGGAAGCUGCACGUCUGCCCACCGAGCCUGGGUGAAAGGUCCAGAGGCUUUGGGGACCUCUGUUCCUGGGCCCCCCUGCCCGGGGGCACUCUCUGCCUUGGGGCACGUUCUAGCACCCCAUUCCUGACUCCUAGAAGAUGCACUUGCCCUGACGGCUGGGCCAACAUGGCUGUCCUCUGCACAGACUUCCUGGUCCUCAUCUUGUACCUCAAUGGCUCAACUGAAUAAAGCCUUGUGGGAAGUG